Boeremia exigua is the source of this 573-nucleotide messenger RNA. RefSeq lists its product as uncharacterized. NCBI's taxonomy places the organism in Eukaryota, Fungi, Ascomycota, Dothideomycetes, Pleosporales, Didymellaceae. The transcript is spliced from 2 exons. The record is from RefSeq and is a predicted model, not a curated record. Bases 1 to 573 code for a protein of 190 amino acids.
AUGGGCUCUCCAGCUGGUGCCAAGAAUGAGCAAAACUACUGGGAGCUUGUGGAUGACUGUAGAUAUCCCAAUCUGCACGAGGUUCUACCAAAGAGUUUGAGACAUCUCAAGAUGGACAAAACCGACUGCAGUACGCCAGACUGCAAAGGCAUCGAACAAGCUCUGUGCAGCGCGCUACCUUCUUCGGAUGCUGGGAACGCCAUCCUCCUCUUGAACAGUGUCGAAUUUGUUUACAAUCGUAUGCACCACAAAACACCCCUAUCUAUGAACUUUUGGCGUAUCAAACACGCCUUCCAAAAAGCUGGUUGUAAAUUCGAGUACAAGCUUAGACUGAAUCCCGAGGACUUGAUGUGGAUCCAUCCCAAAUGCGCUAAAGGUAAUAUAGAACGUUAUGCUGAAAAGCUGGCUGAUGAGGGACCGGCCGGGAUACAUGUAGCUUUGCAUACCGGUAUUUCAGGGCUACCUGGGCAGGUCAUGGAGUUCCUAGGUCUUAGGAAUGAGUGGCUUGAUACAGAGGUAGCGAAGGAGGUUCUGUUUGGUGAGAAGGUUGAUGGUGAUGUACCUGGGCGAUGA